Molecule: messenger RNA, 1722 nt
Organism: Cadophora gregata
Lineage: Eukaryota; Fungi; Ascomycota; Leotiomycetes; Helotiales; Ploettnerulaceae
Exons: 2
Coding region: 1-1722 (573 amino acids)
Biological process (GO): peptidyl-serine phosphorylation; peptidyl-threonine phosphorylation
Molecular function (GO): protein serine/threonine kinase activity; ATP binding
Source: RefSeq, a predicted model, not a curated record
AUGAAUCAAAAUGCUGCUGCACAAACUUUUUCCCUUCCCCAGUCUCUAGUUUCAACGGAGAACCGAAGACGUGAUUCGGAAGCUUUUUACGACAGCCGAUCGAAUAGUAAAGCAUCAUCGAUGCCAGGACCUUCGCUGAGAGAUCGAUUGCACGAUGCGCGGAUCGAAUGCCCGCAGCGAGCACAUACCUUCUUCGUCCCUCGCUCGAUUCUGGAAGACCUUAUCAACGUCAGUUCAGUCGCACAGGAUCUCCGAUCACACAAUUCCGAGAUCAACGAAAACGAUGCCACCAAGUACGCCAGUAAGGCAUGCGAAUCGGCACGACGCCUGUACGCGACACUGGCAUAUAUAGAGAAGGGUGCUGAUAUUUGUUUAUUCUUGAAUGAAGGCAUCACGGACGAGCACUUGCCGCUUGUUCGACAGUGCAGUGCUCGAAGCAAAUUUGCACUAUUUCGAACGAGUGGAGAGUCUAUCAAGGCUUUGGAAGCAUGGCAGGAGGAAGACCUGGGGAAGUUUGGUCGAUCUCAGUGGUGGAUGAUCUCUCCUGUAUUCCACCUGGGACAAGACCUGUAUGAUUUGGAUGCCAACAUGUUACUGCCAUUCGUCCCAUUCGACACCACCAGAGAUGAGCUGGCCCAUAAACAAGGAGGAUAUAGUGAGGUUUAUCCAGAAGAAACUAUACUCAGGGCCGUUGCCCCGAGACAUCAUCCGCAUCUGAUCAAACUCCUGGCAACCUACAAGCAUGAAGGAAAAUACCAUUUGAUGUUUCCAUACGCAAACGCAAAUCUCAAAAAAUACUGGGAUGAUCGACCUAAUCCAGCUUUUGAUCGUGUCACUGUCCUGUGGACAGUUCGACAGAUGGCUGGCAUUGCUAAUGGACUGUGUGCCAUUCACAGCUUCAGGCUUUCCAAGCCAUUGGUCGUGAAAACUGGAGAUGGGAAGAUGCGCGUCGCGAAGGGUAUUCCGCUCAAAGUUCGUGACGGAGAAGAAUGGUAUGGACGUCACGGAGAUAUCAAACCAGAGAAUGUACUUUGGUUCCGAAGAGACCAAAGAAAGAAUGAGCCGAAUGAAAUCUUACAAAUUGCUGAUUUCGGACUUGGCCGGUUUCACGGACGUGAUUCGAGGUCCGCGCAGAACCCCCGCACAAUCCAAGGCUCUCCGACUUAUGAGCCACCCGAAUACAGGCUUCGACAGCCUGUUUCACGAGCCUAUGAUAUCUGGAGCUUGGGCUGUGUAUACCUUGAGUUUGUCACCUGGCUUUUACAAGGAUCUCAAGCAUUAGCAACCUUCUCCAGUCUCCGUGGACGCGUAGCAACCCGAAGCAGCCUUGACGACGACAAUUUUUUCACAAUUGUGAACGAUGGUCAAGAGCCAAAUGCAGUUGUUCGUGACAAAGUUGUUGAUUGGGAGAAUCAACUUCACCAUCAUGAGCGAUGCUCAGAUCUCAUUCACGACCUCCUCGAGCUCAUUAUGAAGGGUCUUCUCGUUAUCGACGCCAAGCAACGCUACCCAGCUGACUGGAUCUUUCAACAACUGAAAGCGAUUAUGAUACGAGCGGAGAAGGAUGAAGCAUACUGGUUGAAGCCCAAUCCAGAUCCCGUGGAGCCAGCAAACGACAGGUCAAUUUCGACUCCGGCUGUUUUAACGGUCCCUACAGCGAAAUCGAAGCGAAAGACCGUCACGUACACAGAAGACACAAAAGGCCCAGCAGCGAAGGGUUAA